Molecule: messenger RNA, 414 nt
Organism: Ilex paraguariensis (yerba mate)
Lineage: Eukaryota; Viridiplantae; Streptophyta; Magnoliopsida; Aquifoliales; Aquifoliaceae
Source: the annotation of a GenBank genome assembly
AUGAACAAAUGUCACGUAUGCUGUGACAUCAUCGUGGGACGGAGGUCACUGACCUUCAGCAAAGCAGCAGUGAGGCGCCGCCCACGACAAACCUCAAGGCGGCGCCCACCACAGCAGUCUCCAGUCUUUAGGCGUCGCCCUCUACAGUCAGCACCCAGCCAGCCCAGUGUCUGGCGCCGGCGCCCUGCGCCAGAAGUUUGCCGCCCAAAUCCUGAGCACGUGGCCAGUCUGGCGCCGCCCAAUCUGUCUCCCCAGCCCUGCGUCGCCUCAACUGCUCCCCUGCGUCGGCGUCGGCGUCGGCGUCCUCCCUUCUACCCGGCGCCUAACUUACUGCUUGGCUAAGUGUUGGUGUUUCAACUAGUCUCCAAGUGGGAAAAUUGUUGAUUUUUUUUUAUAGAGUCUAGUUUAUAUGUG